GCCUUGUUCAAUAGCCAUCUUUGUUGAAAAGCCGAGGGACGGAGCAGUCGAGGAGAGGGAACACACACACACACACACGAAAUAACAACCCUGUGGAACAUCCGAAACUCGAGAAAGAGAAAAACAAAAUGUCAGCCCCAACCCAAGGUGGUGCUGCUCCUGCUGCGGGGGGACCUCCAGGGGCCCCUGGAGACGGAGGGCCACCGCCACCAGUGAACACCACCAGCAACAGGAGGCUGCAGCAAACACAGGCUCAAGUUGAUGAGGUGGUGGAUAUCAUGCGAGUAAAUGUCGACAAGGUGCUUGAACGUGACCAGAAGCUGUCGGAGCUCGAUGAUCGUGCUGAUGCCCUCCAAGCUGGGGCCUCACAAUUUGAAACAAGUGCUGCUAAGCUGAAGAGGAAGUAUUGGUGGAAAAACUGCAAGAUGAUGAUUAUACUUGGAGCAAUAUGUGCAUUCAUUAUCAUCGUUAUCAUAAUUUAUUUCUGCACCUGAGGAGAAGGGAGUCCGUCCGACCGAACAUCCAGCUUCACUUUGCCCUUGUCAGCCAUACCUUCUCCAGUGUCAGAUAUUAUUUAUUAAUCUCUGCUUCUAUCCAUGGUCGUGUUUUUAUCUUGUCUGUAAGUUGCCCUAAUCACUCGAAUGGGUGCAUUGAUUGCUAUCAAAAUCUGCUCAACAAUUUAACCAGCUAUUUACUGCCGAAUAGUGAAGUAGGUUUGUCUUGUACAUUCCAAGGUAAAACUAGCACAAUAUAGAUGGAUUGGCCUUCAACACUUGAAUCCUCUUUCCAAAUAUAACUGUGACAUUUAUUCUGACUUGCCAAGUCAUCAGGAGGUAACAGUCUGAAAUGCCCAAAGCCUUAAAAAUAAUCGAAGGAAACUAGGAAAUAAUGUUUAACUUUGGCAAAUCUGAACAAAUUUUAAAUUUGUUUUGAAUAUGAAGAAAAUGUAAUCAGUAUAUUCCUGAUAUUACAUUUGAUAAUUAAAAAAAUGAAUAAAACUAAGUAUCCAGAGCCACUAAAGCAAAGCAUAAUAAUGAAAUACUAGUAAUGAGCAGUGUGCUUGACAUUUGGUCCUGUCUCAAAUCUCAAAUCACAAAUGACUGAAACUGCAAUUGACUUUAAAACAUAACCAUGGUAACAGAUUAUUUGGUCAUUUUGGUCUAAAUAGUUGUUAUUGUAUUACCAUGGCCUUCAGUUUUCAACAUUCUGUUUUAUCUCUGAGAUGCCCUUUUCGUCAGCUCUGUAUUCACACUAAACACAAGCUGCUUUCUCAGUACAUUUCCAAAUUGUCAGUUGUUAAAAGGCCACUUUGAGCACACUAAACAUUUAACAAAGCGUUCACCAUCAGGUGGAAUGUUUGAAAGAAACUAAAAUGAAGGUCCAAUUCUAUAUAUACCAGUAGUUAGACUAGAAAUACAGCCUAGAGAACAGGGAUGGAUGCAUCAAGAGAGAGACAUACACAUGAAAUGAGUUGUGGCAACUAAUUGAAAUUGAUAUCAAUUUAUGUUGAUCUAACAUUGAUUUGAAACCACUUUGUCCAAAGUCACACUCAUUUUGAUACAGAAACUAAUGAGUGGGUUAAGGUAGGAACUUUGGAAAGCCUUUUCAAAAGACCUAAAUCUUCUUAUCCCCAUUGCAAAAUUCCUACCACAGAGAAAGCUGCUUUAUCCAUCUAUCUUUAUUAUCAUUUUAUAAUAAAGAUGUAACCAAUAAUUUAUCAAUCCCCACCACAAAUGCUAAUAUUUCUACGAAAUGUGGAACCACAACACCCAGGUACGUUUGCUAUGUUAAUCGAAACACCCCUAGUGCUAUUGUCAACAAUGUUUUUGUAAAAUAGCAAUGAUGUCUUGGUUAGAAAGAUGUGUAUUUAACCACAUGGGUUUAAUGGACCAGUCCCCAACAGAACAGAAUGCCCAUGAAUGCUACAAGUGACAUAAACAUUUGCCCCUUCCUUAAUGUUGGUGGCCCGCAGUUAAGACAUAGGUGAGAGUGUGAGGGGGGACUGGCAGGAAGAUGUUCUGUCAUGUUAUACAUCCAUGGUGCAGGAGCUCAUCCUGGAUAUUCAAACCUCCUUUAUUUCUGACAAUUAUGCACAAAAUAUCCAAAAAUUGCCGGAGUAUUUCUCCCAAUAGAGUCUCCGGAACUGACUUACAAUCCUAGGAACUGCAGAUGCUGGUUUAAACCAAAGAUAGACACAAAAUGUUGGAGUUACUCUGGAGAGAAGGAAUGGGUGACAUUUCAGGUCGAGACCUGAAGAAGGGUCUUGACCCGAAACGUCACCCAUUCAUUCUCUACAGAGAUGCUGCCUAUCCCGCUGAGUUACUCCAGCAUUUUGUGUCUAUCUGCAAUCCAAUAUGGCCGUCUGAUCUGAUGGCAAACCAGUUGUGUUUUUGUAGUCAUGGUCUAGUUUAGAGGAUUAUUUAGAUCUGACGUUUAGUUGGUUUGGUUUAAAAAGUUUAGUUUAGAGAUACAGCAUGGAACCAGGCCCUUCAGCCCACUGAGUCCAUGCUAACCAUCGAUCAUCUACUUCCUACAUACUAGGCUGAUUUGGCCAACAGUAUCCAACACCAAACUGCAUCCAACUCAUGAUCAAAACUCUGAUUCGAAGCAGCAGACAAUACCCUGUACCUCUGUUUCAAUGGGACCUUUCAAAUCUAAGGGGCCAUUUGCUGAUAUUUUCACAUUCACUUUGUCUGCUCUGUUUCAUGUUUCAAUUCUUUAUUGAGGGUCUUUUCUUAGUCAGUUGUGCUAAAUUUGUAGAUCCCUUACUGAAAUAUUCAUAUGUGAUAGUCUAUUUUUAAUAAUAUUGGACCAUUAAUUGUUUCCUUCCUCCCUUGAUUAUUGUAUAUAUGGUGUUAACUUCCAAGAUCUUUGACUAACAUGUGAUUAGUAAUGUGCUAUCCUCUAAAACUGUGAAAGGAGAACUUCAGAAUUCAUACAUAUGUAUUUGCUAAAUAUGUAGUAAGUCAUUUGCUUGUACAAGGAUUCUGUGAGCUGUGUAUAUUCUCAUACUGAAUAUGUGAUUCCAGUAUUGUUCACAAAUGUACAAAAGUUGUGCUUUCAUCUCCACUGCACCCUGACCCGCCAGCCUGCACCCAUUCCAUUUUAUUUUUAACAACCUCCCUUGUUACUUCUCGUUCUCCGUACACUGUCAACAGUUGUGAGGGAUGUUAAUUGGUCAACUAGUUCUGUUGAUGCGCCCCCAGUGUUAGUCACUCGGAGUUGUACAGCUGUAGCCUUUCCAGUUUUCCUACAACUUGCUUCUCAAUUCCUCUUGCUGUAUAACUCCUAAGUUUUUUUCUCUAUGUCAAACCAGUCAACAACAACAUUUGCAACUCACUGGGUGGAAAUUGAGAGUGUCACCUCUCUUGCUAUCAUGUGCUACAGUACCUUGGUACUUCAGUGCUCUGAGCUACUGUGCCAUCCAGCUUUGCAACUUGGAUAUUCUUUCAAAUUGCUGUGUUACCUUAAUCAUCUAUAUUCACAAAACAGUCAGAAGUUUACAGUCAGUUCUAAAAGAGACAGAUGCUUUAUUUAAAUUAUUUUUGUUUUAAAAGCAACUCCUCCCAAUAUAUUUCUGUUGGACUAGGUUACACAAUGGCCGCACACGGUAUAUAUACAGUGGAGUUUUUGUUAUCCAGAUAUAAUGGGCCAAAUCUUGCCCGCCCAGACCAGCGCACUGCUGUGUCUCCCCUUGCCUCGACUAGUUUGGUCUGGAUGGGAAAGAUCUGUCUGGCUGGCCUGAAGCAUUCUCGAGUCGAAGAGUGUGGUCUCUUCCCUUAAUAUACAGAAACAUUGACAGAACUGAACUCGUACAGCACGGAAACAGCCCCUUCGGCCCAAUGCAUCCAUCCGAACAAGAUGUGUCAUCGAAGCUUGUCCCAUUGGCCUGUCUAUGGCCCGUAUCCCUCAAAACCUUUCCAGUACAUGUACAUGUCCAAGUGUCUUUUAAAUGCUCUCAUAGUCCCUCCACUGGUAACUUGUUACAUGUACCCACCACCCUGUGAGUGGAAUAGUUGCCUUUCAGGUUCCCAUUAUAGCUUGUCCCUCUCAGCUGGGGCAAUGGAGGACCCAGCAUGGGGGAGAUGGGGAGGAGAACAAUGGAUAAUUGGGGAGGGAGGGAGAACAAAGGA
Messenger RNA from Leucoraja erinaceus (little skate), 4133 nucleotides. It is a transcript of the gene vamp2, whose product is annotated as vesicle-associated membrane protein 2. The coding region runs from base 129 to 494 and encodes 121 amino acids. The record is from RefSeq and is a predicted model, not a curated record. NCBI's taxonomy places the organism in Eukaryota, Metazoa, Chordata, Chondrichthyes, Rajiformes, Rajidae. Gene Ontology annotation, molecular function: syntaxin binding; SNAP receptor activity. Gene Ontology annotation, biological process: vesicle-mediated transport; SNARE complex assembly; vesicle fusion. Gene Ontology annotation, cellular component: SNARE complex; plasma membrane. The transcript is spliced from 5 exons.